GGCUCUGGGACCACUUCCUCCUUCUUACUCUGAAGCUGGGAGCAGGCCUCCUGAGCCCUCUGGAGCACAUUCCAGGAUGCCUUAGCCCAUCUGUGACCCCGGGUGGGGGUGGCUGAGGGUGCCGUUGGAGGCCACCUUCUCUGCUUCAGGGGUAGUUGAGGACCACCCUGGAGGUCUACAGAAUGGAGCAAGAGAGUAAGGAGAAGCUGGCAUCUGUGUCCAGUCUGGUGACUGUGUUUGAAAACAGCAGGACUCCAGGAGCAGCAAUCAGAGUCUCCAAACUGGAGGCUGAACGUCACCUCCCCGGGUACAGCCUUACCCCGUCUGCAGAACCAUGGAAGGAGUCCCACGUUGGGGAGAGCCUGGGGUCUGAGCCCAGGACAGUCAGCAGGAGGUACCUGAACUCCCUGAAGAACAAGCUGUCCAGUGGAGCCUGGAGGAAAUCUUGCCAGCCCGAGAUCCACCCUGGGCCAGGGACGCAGAUGCCAGAGGAAAAGAGAAUCGUCCAGGAACUACUGGAGACAGAGAAGGCCUAUGUGGCACGCCUCCAUCUGCUAGACCAGGUGUUCUUCCAGGAGCUGCUGAGGGAGGCCCGCAGCAGCAAGGCCUUCCCCGAGGACGUGGUGAGGCUCAUCUUCUCCAACAUCUCCUCCAUCUACCAGUUCCACGCGCAGUUCUUCCUCCCGGAGCUGCAGCGGCGGCUGGAUGACUGGACAGCCACCCCCCGCAUCGGCGACGUGAUCCAGAAACUGGCCCCGUUCCUGAAGAUGUACAGUGAGUAUGUCAAGAACUUUGAGCGAGCCGCCGAGCUUCUGGCCACCUGGACUGACAAGUCUGCACCCUUCCAGGAGGUGAUCACCCGCAUCCAGAGCAGCGAGGCCUCCGGCAGCCUGACUCUGCAGCACCACAUGCUGGAACCUGUGCAGAGAAUCCCACGCUACGAGCUGCUGCUCAAGGAAUACAUCCAGAAGCUGCCAGCCCAAGCCCCAGACCGGGCAGAUGCUCAGAAAGCGCUCGACAUGAUCUUCUCAGCCGCUCAGCACUCCAACUCAGCCAUCACUGAGAUGGAGCGGCUACAGGACCUGUGGGAAGUGUACCAGCGCCUGGGGCUCGAGGACGACAUAGUAGACCCCUCCAACACGUUGCUCCGUGAAGGCCCUGUCCUCAAGAUCUCCUUUCGCCGCAGCGACCCCAUGGAGCGCUACCUUUUCUUGUUCAACAACAUGCUGCUGUACUGUGUGCCCAAGGUCAUCCAGGUGGGCGCCCACUUCCAGGUGAGGACCCGCAUCGACGUGGCCGGGAUGAAGGUGCGGGAGCUGACCGAUGCGGAGUUCCCCCACUCCUUCCUGGUGUCCGGGAAGCAGCGCACCUUGGAGCUACAAGCGCGGUCCCAGGAGGAAAUGAUUUCCUGGAUGCAGGUAUCAGAACGAUCCAGGGCCCCUAGGAUUCUGACCCCACACUACUCACCCAGGCUGAGGGGGAGGGUGGGGUGUGCGUGUACAUGUUCAUGGUGGGGGGGCAGGUGUCUUGCUCUGUCUUCCUCCUGUCCCUGGUUGCUCUCAUGCCCCCGCCCCCCAGGCCGGGGUACAGACGCGGUCCUCCCCUGCCUCACCCCCCAGGUGGUGUGUGCCAAGUGCUCCGACUACCGGGCUGAGCUCAAAUACAAUGACAACAGGCCCAACAGAGUCUGCUUCCACUGCUACACCUUCCUCACCGGCAGCGUGCUCCCCGAGGACAAGGAGGACAGGAGGCGGGGCAUCCUGGAGAAAGGGUCUGUGGCAGGGUCGGAGCAGAGCCUAAUGUGCAGCUUCCUGCAGCUGGUCGGGGACAAGUGGGGCAAGAGCGGCCCCCGGGGUUGGUGCGUGAUCCCCCAGGAUGACCCCCUCGUCCUCUACAUCUACGCUGCCCCUCAGGACAUGCGGGCUCACACCUCCAUCCCGCUGCUGGGCUACCAGGUGACUGCUGGGACCCAGGCAGACCCCCGGCUCUUCCAGCUGCAACAGUCAGGCCAGCUCUACACUUUCAAGGCUGAAACCGAGGAGCUGAGGGACCGCUGGGUGAAGGCCAUGGAGCGGGCGGCCAGUGGCUGGAGCCCCGGGAGGCCCGAUGAUGGGGACCUGUCUGACUGACCCACAGCUGGCCACUCUCCCCUUCAGAGUCCGGCUCCCGGCAUGGGCUGUCCCUGCGGCCUCUGUCAUCCACGGUUCCAAGCUGAUCUUUCAAAUAGCUGAUUUCCAGGGGCGCCUGGCUGACUCAGUCUGUAGAGCAUGCGACCCUCGAUCUCGGGGGCGUAAAUUUGAGCCCCAUGUUGGGUGUGGGGAUUACUUAAAAAUAUAAAUAAACUUUAAAAAACAAACGAACGACUGAUUU
Molecule: messenger RNA, 2370 nt
Organism: Panthera uncia (snow leopard)
Lineage: Eukaryota; Metazoa; Chordata; Mammalia; Carnivora; Felidae
Gene: FGD2
Product: FYVE, RhoGEF and PH domain containing 2
Exons: 14
Coding region: 183-2129 (648 amino acids)
Biological process (GO): cytoskeleton organization; filopodium assembly
Cellular component (GO): cytoplasm
Molecular function (GO): guanyl-nucleotide exchange factor activity
Source: RefSeq, a predicted model, not a curated record